AUGCCUUCGAUUAUCAAAGCAUUGGACGAAACGGUAGUUAAUAAAAUCGCAGCUGGCGAGAUCAUCGUAGGACCCGUGAAUGCUCUAAAAGAGAUGAUGGAGAACUCAAUUGACGCUGGGGCAUCGACUGUCGACAUUUUGGUACGAGAUGGGGGUUUGAAAGUGCUUCAAGUGACCGACAAUGGGUCAGGAAUUAACAAAAAUGACUUACCGGUCUUGUGCGAACGGUUUACGACAUCAAAACUUACAGCGUUUGAAGACUUGCGUUCGAUUCAGACCUACGGCUUUCGGGGCGAAGCACUGGCUAGUAUAUCUCACAUCGCCCGUGUUACGGUAACUACGAAGACUCAGGACGAAGCUUGUGCUUGGAAGGUAUCUUACGCUGCGGGUAAGAUGGUGGGAAGUCCAAAACCUACAGCAGGGCGUGAUGGUACGGUGAUUCUUGUAGAGGAUUUGUUUUACAACGUUCACUCAAGAUUGCGUUCGCUGAGGUCUUCAAACGAAGAGUUUGCCAAAAUUCUAGAUUGCGUAGGUCGUUACGCAAUCAACGCCUCUCAUAUCGGGUUCUCUUGCAAAAAAUUUGGUGAGGCCCAGUUUGCUUUGGCUGUGAAGGCCACCUCAACAACUAGGGAGAGAAUACGAACUGUUUUCGGUCGCACAGUAGCUGAGAACCUGGUAGAAUUGAAUAUAGCGGAAAACUCAGAAAUUGGUGUUUCCGGACGGGGCCAGGUCAGCAACCUCAAUUUUGUAAGCAAAAAAUCUGGUUCCCCUGUCCUGUUCAUCAACAACCGACUGGUAACUUGCGAUCCACUGCGACGUGUCCUUUACCAGGUAUAUGGCUCUUACCUGGCCAAGGGUAAUAAGCCUUUUAUCUUUCUCAGCCUCAGCAUACGUCCGGACUUAGUAGAUGUGAAUGUACACCCAACAAAACAGGAGGUACGUUUUCUGCAUGAUGAGGAGAUCAUAGGGUUGGUAGCGAAUCAGUUGGAAGACGCCCUUGCAAGCGAGGACACUUCGCGCUCUUUCAAAACUACAUCAAUAUUUACUCCUAAUCCGGUUUCCGUUAAGGAAGGAUUAGGACUGCCGCAUUCACAUUUGAUCAAUAACAUGCCAAUUUCUACGAGCACAAGCAAGAUCAAGCGCCAAGAAAAUAAAAUGGUCCGGAUAGACUCUUCGCAAGACAAAAUUACCAACUAUUUGAAGACCUUUGACCAUAACUCCGACAAGGUAAGAAUCGCUUCUCAAUCGCAACCGUCUCAUAAUGAUAGUAUCAACGUGCUAGCACCUUCAACUGCCCACGAAAAUGAAAUCAACGAUUAUGCUACAACCCACAAGGAUCUUGCUUAUUCGAUAUUGAAAAGUGAGCGGACUGACGUCAAUCUUGCAAGUAUCAAAACUUUGAGAAGAAUGGUUGACGAUGAUACUAAUAAAGACCUUACCAAUGCUUUUGCCAAUAUGAACUAUGUGGGAAUCGUCGAUGAACAAAGGAGGUUAGCAACAAUUCAACAUGAUUUAAGGUUGUAUCUAGUUGACUAUGGUUCAGUUUGUUUUAACUUGUUUUAUCAGAUCGGACUAACCGAAUUCGCCAAUUUUGGUAAAAUCUAUCUGAAUUCCGAGAAUGGUGAGGGGAUCUCUAUCUGCAAGAUGUUGAGUGAAACGCCCAAUGCUAAUGAAAAGUUUGUAUCGUCAUUGUUGCACAAACUUUGGGAGAUGAAAGAUAUGCUUGAUGAAUAUUUCUCAAUAGAGCUCAGUGGUAAUGACAAGGAUUUGGAUUCCAUUAGAGUCACAAGUUUGCCAUUAUUAUUGAAGGGCUAUAUUCCUCCCUUAUCGAAAAUUCCGUAUUUUCUGUACCGACUAGGCAGCAAAAUCGACUGGUCUGACGAGAUGGCAUGCUUGAAGGGCAUUCUGGUACAAAUUGCCCUUUUGUACGUUCCCGAAAUCAUCGAAAGAGUAGACCUUGCUGACGAAACGGUGGACAGCGAUGCGCGGGCCGCAUACAUCACAAAAUUGGAUCUGAUGACAACCACAUUGGAACGAACAAUUUUUCCCUGCAUCAAGAAAAGGCUUCUAGUACCUAAUCAUUUGAAGAAAAGUGUUAUUGAGGUGGCAAAUCUACCUGGUUUGUACAAAGUUUUCGAGCGGUGUUAA
Lachancea lanzarotensis is the source of this 2148-nucleotide messenger RNA. RefSeq names its product LALA0S03e04104g1_1 (gene MLH1). Lineage: Eukaryota; Fungi; Ascomycota; Saccharomycetes; Saccharomycetales; Saccharomycetaceae. Gene Ontology annotation, biological process: mismatch repair. The coding region runs from base 1 to 2148 and encodes 715 amino acids. The record is from RefSeq and is a predicted model, not a curated record. The transcript has 2 exons. Gene Ontology annotation, cellular component: MutLalpha complex. Gene Ontology annotation, molecular function: ATP hydrolysis activity; ATP-dependent DNA damage sensor activity; ATP binding.